Molecule: messenger RNA, 2300 nt
Organism: Pseudo-nitzschia multistriata
Lineage: Eukaryota; Bacillariophyta; Bacillariophyceae; Bacillariales; Bacillariaceae
Source: the annotation of a GenBank genome assembly
GUGCAUCGGCAACAACAAGGCAAGCCAUCAAGAGGUCAACGAGUCAACCAUAUCUCAUCUCUCUGGAUAUACCGUACGGCACCCUAUAACGAUUCUAGCGCAAUUKCCGCGAUUUCAUUUCAUUGCCACACUACAAGGACCGUGCUACGGACGAAAGCCAUUGGCGAGCCAGAAGCAGGUUAUAAUUAGCCAGAGACGUUACAAGCAGACAGACAAACGAACAGAACCAUGAUGCUGAAAUUGCUGUCUUCCAGGUCGGUAGCGCAGCGCGCGAGAGGCGCCGUCGCCCGCCGYGGCAUCCACAGCCGCAGAAAGAUGAAAAACCCCGUSGMCCUCCCCAAGGCCCUGGUCGCCCAUUUCCCCGUGAAGCAAACGGCCCCUGGCAAAGCGGAGGAGAAYCCGGCUUCGGAGGAACCUCUCUACAGUUCCCCCGUGACGUCGGCCCACGCCAUCGACCUCGAGAAGGAGGCCGUGUCCACCCUGGACUCGGCCGCCAUCGAUCCGAGCGGCAAGGUCGUCCACGGUCGGUACGGAGAACUCGACGCGGAUGCCGUCCUGGGCGUUCCCCUUGAAUACCUCGCCCUCCUGCGYCACGCGGCCGAGGGCGCCGCCGGUCUGUCUAAGCUGGGAGGCAAGGCCGGAACGGUCCUUGUCUACGGAGCCAGCCAGGCCAACGGCUUUGCGGCGGUCCAGCUGGCACAAACCGGAAGCGCCAACGCCGUGGUGGGCGUCGUCGACGGGCAGCACUCCGGAAACGAGGACAUGGUGGAGUACGUCAAGGGGAUGAUCCCGGAACCGGGAACGGCCGUCACCCAGGAAUACGCGAUCGCCAAGAAGAACUUUAUCGACCUGGUGGACGGGAUYUCCGGGGGCGACGAGCAGCUCGCUUCCUACACGGCGGCCGAGUGCCUCGAGGAUUUCAAGGCCAAUCUUUCCGCCUACGCCGAGRCCUACCCCGAUACCAUGCCGGCGGCGGUCAACUCGUCCCAGAUCAAGUUUUUGGGAAUGGAAAAGGACAAGGACCAGUUCCGGGCCAACAUGGACGCCUACCUCUCCCAGUUCAACCCGGGAUCUCCCCCCGUCGAYGAGGGACARCUGCAGACGAACUUUUCGACCGACCAGUACGAGGUCUUYCGAAACAAGUUCUGGGAACAAACCACGAACGUCGUUUCCGGAGACGAGUCGCACUUCUUUUCUCCCCCGCACAUCGUCCAGGACCUCAUGAAGGAACCCGAGUCYAAGCCGGCUCCGCUCUCGACCGGGGCCUUUGAAAAGUCCAUCCCCUUUUCCUUUUCSACUCUCAAGCAGGAAUACCCGACCGGAACGGAGGCGGACGCCGGCGGACCCGUCGUCGGUGCGAUCAUUUCCGUCACGCCCGACCUCAAGAUCGCCGCGGACGCCGUUGCCAAGGCCGGAAGCCUCCGCGAGAAGGCCGAGGCCCUGGAAUUCCUGACCGAUGCCCAGAAGGACGCCUUUGCGGCGGCCACCUCGGUGGCCUCACAGGCCCAAAAGGCCGGAGCUCCCGUAGUUGCCAUUGGAGGUAAGAUUCAACAGACGACGUUCAUCGAUUAGAUUGUUUGUUUUCAUWGCUGUUGUUGCCRWUGAGCAUUCUGUGUUUCUGUUGCAGCAAGCCCCAAACGAGGAAAUUUUGCGUGCUGGGCUAGAAAUUCGUGGUUCGCCAUGGUGCCUGUCAUCUAACCGAAAAGAUGUCUGUUUUCUUUUUCGUGCCCAUUGAAUUUUUCGGAACAUCGAACGCAAACCACGCAAACUGUUCAUCCCAUCGGAUCUCUCGCAACAGGAACCCUGCCCGGAAUCGAAACGGCCGAACCCACCGACGCGGACGUCGCCACGGCCCUGUCGGCGAUGGCCAUCCAGGACGACGGUUCCACCAACCUGGAUUAUUUCAUCCAGGCCUAUCGCGCGGGYGAUUUCCCCUUCUACGCCGACUACGCCGUUCACAGAGCAACGGAGCCCCUGGCCGGACCCCGGCAGAUCGUUGUGACCAAAUAAUAAUACAACCAGGCGAGCGGGCGAAUAGACCAACCAAUGAGCGGCGACGGAAGGAAGGGAUCCGGCAAUCGAUUUCUGGGUCGGUGAGUUGUUGGGUGGUCUUUAAUGUCAACCAACCAGCGUGCGAAUCGAAAACAACCAGAUGAGAGGGAGCGAAGGAUGUUGUGUCUCUUUCGGAUCGAUGCWCACACUUUAUGCUGUUCUCGCGGGAGCAGUUGCGGUUUCGUGAGAACGGAAUCACACCCAAAGCAAAUAAUAAAAUAACAUAARAAUAAAAGAGUUUCCCGUCA